UUAACUGACUGUAAAAUUUAACCGCUAAUUUCGGUGUGUCAUUUCUCAGCAUUUUCUGUGUUUGUUUAUAAGUUUCCCUUUUGGAUUAGAAUUUUUAAAAUUAUCGUCCAAAGUUAUUAUUGAGAAAUUAAACUAACUAAUAGAAAAUGUUUAUGACAAGAUCUGAAUAUGACAGAGGUGUGAACACCUUCUCACCUGAAGGCCGUUUAUUUCAAGUGGAAUAUGCUAUUGAAGCCAUAAAAUUGGGUUCUACAGCUAUUGGUAUCCAAACUAGUGAAGGUGUUGUUCUUGCUGUGGAGAAGCGGGUUACUUCUCCAUUAAUGAAGCCAGUAACUAUUGAAAAGAUUGUAGAAAUUGAUAAACAUAUUGGCUGUGCUGUAAGUGGUUUAAUGGCUGAUUCUCGUACUAUUGUGGACCGUGCUCGUGUUGAAGCCCAGAAUCAUUGGUUUGUUUAUGAUGAACGAAUGUCUGUGGAGAGUAUUGCCCAAUCAGUUUCAAACUUAGCUAUUCAGUUUGGUGAUAGUGAUGAUGAUGGAAAUGCCAUGAGUCGGCCUUUUGGUGUUGCUAUUUUAUUUGCGGGUGCUGAUCCAAAGUCAGAUCCCCAACUCUAUCAUAUGGAUCCGUCUGGUACUUAUGUCCAGUAUGAUGCUAAGGCAAUUGGUUCUGGUUCAGAAGGAGCUCAACAAGCUUUGCAGGAGCGCUAUGACAAACGAAUGACACUAAAAGAAGCUUUAAAUGCAGCUCUUACUAUUCUUAAGCAAGUUAUGGAAGAAAGAUUGAAUUCUUCUAAUAUUGAAGUUGCAACAGUGACAAAAGAACAAGGUUACCAUAUGUUUGCAAAGGAUGAAGUUGAAAAAGUCAUACAGGGGAUUUAGUUGUUGUUUUUUUUUAAAAUCCUAAAGAACAUUUUCACAAAGACUUGCACUCAAUAAAUUAUGAUUUUCUUAA
Argiope bruennichi is the source of this 948-nucleotide messenger RNA. RefSeq names its product proteasome subunit alpha type-5-like (gene Prosalpha5). Lineage: Eukaryota; Metazoa; Arthropoda; Arachnida; Araneae; Araneidae. Gene Ontology annotation, biological process: proteasome-mediated ubiquitin-dependent protein catabolic process. Gene Ontology annotation, cellular component: proteasome core complex, alpha-subunit complex; nucleus; proteasome core complex. The transcript has 9 exons. The record is from RefSeq and is a predicted model, not a curated record. Bases 147 to 875 code for a protein of 242 amino acids.